Emys orbicularis (European pond turtle) is the source of this 3237-nucleotide messenger RNA. RefSeq names its product phosphatidylinositol-4-phosphate 5-kinase type 1 alpha (gene PIP5K1A). Gene Ontology annotation, cellular component: plasma membrane. Gene Ontology annotation, biological process: phosphatidylinositol phosphate biosynthetic process. Lineage: Eukaryota; Metazoa; Chordata; Testudines; Emydidae. The record is from RefSeq and is a predicted model, not a curated record. Gene Ontology annotation, molecular function: 1-phosphatidylinositol-4-phosphate 5-kinase activity.
AUGGCGGCUUCCACUAUAGCUCCCCCUCCGCGCGCAUGCGCUGUAGCCAGCUCAAGAGGCGCCCAGCUCCCCGAGUUUAGGAAUAACAGGCGGUGGCCGCAGCCCGGCCUCGCCCUCCCUCCCAUCCACGCUGAGUGGUUCGGUCCGCAGCCGGCCGGGCGAGUCCAAGUCGGAGGGAGCGACCCAACCUGUCUAAGCCCGAAUGGUGCGGUCCUGAGCCGCGGGCGGAGCGGGCGGCACCAAGUGAGGGGCCCCCGGGGGAGGGAGGAGCUGCCGGCGGCCAGUGGAGCAGGGAGAAGCUCCAAGAUGGCGUCGGCCGGCCCCGAGUCUGGGGGCAGCAGCAGCAGCAGCGCCGGCAUCGCGGGAUCAGCAACCUUCAAAAAAUCAUUCACUUCAGAGAUGUCUGGUUCUUCUGGACAGCCUGGCUCACAGACAAUAAAGAAAGGUCAUAGAGGAGUAGAUUCCACUGGUGAAACUACAUAUAAAAAGACUACGUCAUCGGCCUUGAAAGGUGCCAUUCAACUGGGCAUCACCCACACAGUGGGAAGCUUGAGCACCAAACCAGAGCGAGAUGUUCUCAUGCAAGACUUCUAUGUAGUAGAAAGUAUUUUCUUCCCAAGUGAAGGGAGUAACCUGACCCCAGCUCAUCACUACAAUGACUUCCGGUUUAAAACCUACGCUCCUGUAGCAUUUCGCUACUUCCGGGAACUGUUUGGAAUACGGCCAGAUGACUAUCUGUACUCGCUCUGCAGUGAGCCGCUCAUUGAGCUCUCCAACUCCGGGGCCAGUGGUUCCCUCUUCUACGUAUCCAGUGAUGACGAGUUCAUCAUUAAAACAGUUCAGCACAAAGAAGCAGAGUUCUUGCAGAAGCUGCUGCCGGGUUACUAUAUGAACUUGAAUCAGAAUCCUCGGACACUGCUGCCUAAGUUCUAUGGCCUGUACUGCGUGCAGGCCGGAGGGAAGAACAUCCGCAUCGUAGUGAUGAACAACCUGCUGCCCCGCUCUGUGAAAAUGCACCUCAAGUAUGACUUGAAAGGCUCCACCUAUAAACGUCGAGCAUCCCAGAAGGAGCGGGAGAAGGUCUUCCCGACAUACAAAGACCUGGAUUUUAUGCAGGACAUCCCCGAUGGCCUGUUCCUAGACUCUGAUAUGUACAAUGCCUUAUGCAAAACACUACAGAGAGAUUGUUUGGUUCUGCAGAGUUUUAAAAUCAUGGAUUAUAGUUUGCUUGUGGCUGUCCAUAACAUUGAUCAGGCACUGAGAGAGCGUGCGAUAAUGGAUGGGACGGCCCAGUCGGACACGCGAAGGCCAGCUACCCAAAAAGCUCUCUACUCCACUGCUAUGGAGUCUAUCCGAGGAGAGGCCCGGCGAGGCGGCACCAUAGAGACUGACGACCAAAUGGGAGGCAUUCCAGCCCGGAAUUCAAAGGGGGAAAGACUGCUUUUAUAUAUUGGUAUCAUCGAUGUGCUACAGUCCUACAGAUUCGUUAAGAAGUUGGAGCACUCAUGGAAAGCAUUGGUGCAUGACGGGGACACUGUGUCUGUGCAUAGGCCCAGCUUCUAUGCAGAAAGAUUUCAACGAUUCAUGUGCAACAUUGCAUUCAAGAAAAUACCAUUAAAACUUUCUCCUUCUAAAAAGAGCCGGUCUGGCACAACCGUUCCUCGGAGGACGGGUCAGGGCGGAGCCCCUUACCAAUCGCAUGCAUCGUGUGAAACUAAAGCACAAGUAACGGCAGAAGCAGAUGUGGAGCAAGGUUCGCAUCUUGGUCGCCCUGAUCUCCUUCCCAGAACUCCUCCAGUAGACGAAGCUAACAGUGAUUCCAUAGCAACAACCUUGUCCACUUCUUCGUUGGGCAGUGGAGGCCUUAACUCUCCAGCCAACAGGUCAGUGGGAGUGCAAGUUCACAAAUCUGAAACCGCGCCAAAAGGUUUGGCUAGAACAGCUCCUGCCAUCUGCUCAAAUAGGUCAGUGGGAGUUCAAGUUCACAAGUCUGAAAACUCUACAAUUAGAACAAUUCUCAGCUUCCGCUCCAAUAGGUCAGUGGGACUGGAAGUUCACAGCUCAGAAAGCUCCACAGAGGAUGUAGCUAGUUCAGCCCUGAGUAACCACUCAAAUAGUGGCUCCGCAGGGCCUUCCGUAACAGAACGCUCCUCAGAACAUUUUGAAGACGUGCAAGAGACCGAGAUAAGCUUUUGAAAUAACAGAGGGACGGUUGUGAUGUGAGCAGAAGAUUUCUCUCUACUCUGCGUGGGCCGUAGUCUGACAAACAUUCAGCCCUUGCGGCUGAUCUUAGAAACCUUAUCCAGACAGAAUCCAUAGAAGCUGGAAGGCUUGGGACCUACUUAGUGUCAUAGUAGUAUUAACAGUGGCUGAGCCCAGAGCAACCUCCUCUUCUGCAAAACAGCCCUCAAGCUGUGGCUGGUUGCAUCUCGUUUUUCUGCUGCUGUCCUCUCUUCGAAGACUGGCCAGGAGCAAGGCUGCUCAUCUCCAAGGAGGAGCAGGAGCUGCUCCGUGCAGGCCAGAGUCCUCUGGAGAAAAGGAGCUGGCUUUGGGGGAACUGGUUACCUAGGAUUGAGGACCUCACAAACCUUGCAAGAACAAUGGUCAACUAUGAAGAGCACCCAGGGGAAAUGGACAUUGGAGCCUUGUUGGAACCGUUUUUGCAACAGCUCAACAUGGUGUUUGGUUUUUAUAUUAAUUUAAGUUUCUUUAAUUCAGUCAUAUCGUUUCUUUUAGGCUGCGACAAUUAUCUAUUCUUUUUUAAAAUAGUUUUAUCAGUGUUUCACCAAAAAUGUCCUGCAGAAGGGGGAGCGACUGUUUUUUUUGGUCACACAUGAAAGGUAUUGAUCAUGGAUGUCUUUUCUAUAAACUAAUUUUGAGUGCAGCAGUCUAAUGCAUUUAUGACAUUGCAUCAUCAUCAUCCUGAGAAGGUGACCUGGAACAGACCCACCCACAAGACUUUAUCAUGGCUUGGUGCUUGAAGGAUUUGGAAUGGGCCACGCUUUUAAGAUGUCAGAGAGGUUUUUGCAUUGCUUUGUCCUGUUUUAAACUACUCCUUUAUUCUCUCAUCCUCACACAGAAUGAGAAGCAACAGAGAUUUCGGGAGAUCUUGGUGCCUGGCGCAUUUUUAAGCCUUCAGUGUUUCUUAAGCAAAUGGACCAAACCGAUCCUGCUUGGUUUUUUUCCCAGUAUUAUGUGUCCUUCUUGGGACACAACUUGUAAAAUCUGCUUUUUUUU